CCAAGCGCACUCACGCCGCUGAAACACACCCAAUGACGAUGACCCCUCGGCCAUCAAAGCCGCCAGAUGUCUCCGCCGGCGGAGUCUCAUGGGCCCUACCAGACCACUUCAACGCCUCGCCUAGUAGCACGCUCCUUCCGCGCCGGAUCGUGAGCCUCGAGCAGCCAGCCAGCCCCCAAGAGAGGCAUAGCACGCGUUCGAGCAGUACACAGCCCAGGAGAGCAACCGCAUUGCAUAGACAUACCUCAGCACGCUGGCGAUCCCAGCAGAGCUCGCUACGCGCGAAGGAAGCCGUCAACGCGCACUGCGCGGUGGCUUAGCUGCCGGGCAGCUUGGCGCUGGGGACGCGUCCCGCGUGAGUUCUCGGGGUGCCAGCCGGUGCGGAGUCGGAGAGUACUGUGCGGCGAGGACGAUUCAGGGCAGGGGCUUGCGCUAUGAUGUAAGGCUGGCACGGAGAGACAGGGGGACGAGUCCAAAAACGAAAGCGAGAGGGCAGAGCACAACGCACGCACGCAUGUAUUUGGAUAUGGGAAGGGUUGGGAAUUGCAUUCGGACUAGUAUACGCUGAAGUGAACGGCUGAGUGCGGCGCGGAGACGGACGUGUCGGUGCUAAGGAGUCU
Molecule: messenger RNA, 620 nt
Organism: Paraphaeosphaeria sporulosa
Lineage: Eukaryota; Fungi; Ascomycota; Dothideomycetes; Pleosporales; Didymosphaeriaceae
Exons: 1
Coding region: 33-320 (95 amino acids)
Source: RefSeq, a predicted model, not a curated record